AGUAAAACCCCGCUGCUGGCUGUGAGUUUAGCUCACCCGCACACCACCGUCCAUCUAUGGCGCCAAAGGCGCCUCUCACACGGGUGAAUGCGGUCGAUUUUAUGACCGCCGCGUUCGAUGAUUUGGAUGCAGCCGAAGCUGCCGACAGAGCUCAAAACCUGGACGAGGCGGUUGAGAAAUACUCGCGCGCCAUUGCAAGCAUCACCGAAUUCUUGAAAGCCCCGUUCGCGGGCGAUUUCAGCGGCUUUAUCGAGCCCAGCGAGCUGCGAUCUAUGCUGCCGGGCGUGCAGCUGCGACUGGGUCGACUGAAGAAAAUGCAGCAGGUCCGCGACGCACCGCCCGUACCCGGCGCCAUACCCCUCACCGGACCCAAUGCAGCCGUGUCGCUGUCUCCGGAGGAUGCCGCAGAUGUUGCAGCUCGCGCCGCCGCCGCGGCGGCGGCGAAGGCCCGCCGGCCGCCGCCGCCGGCGGCAGGCAAGGGGCCGGGACCAAGCGCGGCCGGCGACACGGCCGCCUUGUUUGGGGCGGGCUCGGCUGCUGCUGCGGCAGGGGCUGGAGCUGGGGCCGGGGCUAGGGCUGCAGAUGAAGAGCGCGCGACGGCAGAGCGGCUGCAACAGGAGCUGUUGCGCGUGGCAGGGGCGGCAGGUGCAGCGGCUGGGGCAGGGGCCGCUGCGGCGCCGGCGGCGGCGUCCGCGGGCAAGAAAUCCGUUGCGGGCACAACAUCUGCGGUGGCUGAAGCAAGAGCAGGAGCAGGAGUUGCAGCAGCAGGACAGGAGGAGGGUUCUUCAGGUGCCGGUCUUGGUGCGGCGCAGCAGUGCGCGGGUUGUGGGCUGCAGGGCCGCUGGCGCGAAGGCUUCUCGGGAGGCGCCCCGGCCGCUAGCACGGCCGCCCCGCCGUCGCUGCUUCGGUGCGGCCGCUGCCGUGCCGUGUUCUACUGCUCGAGGGAAUGCCAGAAGCAGCACUGGAGCAAGCACAAGCUGGCGUGCAGGUGAAGUGCGUCUGGAGUGGAGGCGAGCGCUUGAGGCAGUGCCCAUCGUGUGCAUGCGCAUAUGCCUCGGCGUUAGC
Chlamydomonas reinhardtii is the source of this 1065-nucleotide messenger RNA. RefSeq lists its product as uncharacterized. The transcript has 2 exons. The coding region runs from base 102 to 992 and encodes 296 amino acids. Lineage: Eukaryota; Viridiplantae; Chlorophyta; Chlorophyceae; Chlamydomonadales; Chlamydomonadaceae. The record is from RefSeq and is a predicted model, not a curated record.